Symbiodinium pilosum is the source of this 164-nucleotide messenger RNA. Lineage: Eukaryota; Dinophyceae; Suessiales; Symbiodiniaceae. The record is from the annotation of a GenBank genome assembly.
AUGCGAAGUCCCGAUGGGGAGUUUGAAGAAGGUGUUUGCCCUCUAACCAUGGCCAAGGAGCAGGCCAUGAAAAAAGUCCUGAAACGGCUCUACGGCAAAAACCCCUGGAAAAAUGUCCUCUCAAUCGGAGAUUCCGUUACUGAGAAGACCGCCAUUACGGAGCU